GAGGACCUGAUUUCACUGGCCAAGCAAAGUGACCUGCCGGUUAAAAAGGUGGAGACCUGGUUCCGGCACCGGCGGGCCCAGGACCGGCCCAGGCUGAUGAAGAAGUUCUGUGAGGCCAGCUGGAGAUUUACAUUCUAUUUCACCUCAUUCUUCUCUGGGCUGGCUCUCCUCUAUGAUAAGUCCUGGUUUUGGGACCACACAAUGUGCUGGCUGAGAUUUCCACAACAGCCUCUCCCUCCCGCGUUGGGCUGGUUCUACCUGCUGGAGCUCUCCUUCUACUGCUCGCUGGUGGCCACCCUGCCCUUCGACGUGAAGAGGAAGGACUUUAAGGAACAGAUCAUCCACCACAUCGCCACCAUCACUCUGAUCUUUGUCUCCUACUGUGCCAAUCUUAUACGGUUUGGGAUGAUCGUCAUGUUGGUCCAUGAUGCCUCCGAUUAUAUUUUAGAGCUUGCCAAGAUGCUCCAUUACAUGAAAUGGAAGUGGGUCUGCGAAGCAGUCUUUAUUGUUUUUGCUGUGGUUUUCAUCAUCUCCCGGCUUGUCGUUUUCCCGUUGAUCACAUACUAUUACUUUGUGACAAAAUUUCAGUUCUUCAUCGUAAGCUGUCUGAUAAACGCUUUCCUGAUGAUCCUGCAGUUGUUACAUGUUUUCUGGUCCUAUCUAAUCAUCCAGAUGAUCUUCAGUGUCAUCCUCUGUGGUGAGAAAAGAAAAGAUGCCCGAAGUGACACUGAGGAAAGCGACAGGAGCGAAGCGGAGGAUCUGGUGAAGAACAAAGAGUAA
Messenger RNA from Balearica regulorum gibbericeps (East African grey crowned-crane), 780 nucleotides. NCBI's taxonomy places the organism in Eukaryota, Metazoa, Chordata, Aves, Gruiformes, Gruidae. The record is from RefSeq and is a predicted model, not a curated record.